This is a messenger RNA of Merops nubicus (carmine bee-eater), 1971 nucleotides long. RefSeq names its product FAD-dependent oxidoreductase domain containing 2 (gene FOXRED2). The record is from RefSeq and is a predicted model, not a curated record. The annotation marks the transcript as partial. The transcript has 8 exons. Gene Ontology annotation, molecular function: flavin adenine dinucleotide binding; monooxygenase activity. Lineage: Eukaryota; Metazoa; Chordata; Aves; Coraciiformes; Meropidae.
CCCCUCUACCGCGACUACUGCGUCCUCGGGGCCGGCCCCGCGGGCCUGCAGGCGGCUUACUUCCUCCAGCGAGCUGGCCGCGACUACGUGGUCUUCGAGCGCAGCCACGCUCCCGGCAGCUUCUUCGCCCUCUACCCUCGGCACCGCAAGCUCAUCAGCAUCAACAAGCGCUACACGGGGAAAGCCAACGGCGAGUUCAACCUCCGCCACGACUGGAACUCGCUGCUCAGCCACGACGCCCGGCUCCUCUUCCGGCGCUACUCCCGCGACUUCUUCCCCGCCGCGGACGCGAUGGUGCGGUACCUGGAGGACUUCGCCUCCCUGCUGGAGCUGCGGGUCCAGUACAACACGGCCAUCGUCCACGUGGCACUGGAGAGGGACGAGCGGGCCUGGAACGGACACUACUUCCUCCUGACCGACCAGGACAGGCAGAGUUACAAGUGCAGCUCUUUGUUGGUUGCCACUGGGACGUGGGUCCCCAACGUGGUAAACUUCCCUGGCUCAGAGUAUGUGGAAGGCUACGAGACUGUGUCCAUCGACCCAGAGGAUUUUGCUGGCCAGACUGUGUUGAUCUUGGGCCGAGGGAACUCGGCCUUCGAGACGGCGGAGAACAUUCUGGGCGUGACCAAUUUCAUCCACAUGGUGAGCCGGUCCCGCGUGCGCCUCUCCUGGGCCACCCACUACGUCGGGGAUCUGAGAGCAAUUAACAACGGCCUGCUGGACACCUACCAGCUGAAAUCUCUGGAUGGGCUUCUCGAGGGCGACCUGGAAGAUCUGGCUAUCCUCAAGGAUGAGAGGGGGCAGCUGCACGUCACGCUGAGGUUCUACCUGGAGAGCAGGAACGGCAGCACCGGCCCAGCCCUCCCGCAGGACCCCCUGGACAACUUCGCCACCCGCGCGCCCUACGACCGCGUCAUCCGCUGCCUGGGCUGGAAGUUUGACUUCUCCAUCUACAACAGGUCCCUUAAACUGAUGCCAGGAAAAGGGAAUAAAAACAAGUACCCUCAGAUCAAACCCAACUACGAGUCCAGGGGCACCCGGGGGCUCUUUGUUCUCGGCACUGCUAGCCACUCUAUUGACUUCAGGAAAUCUGCUGGGGGCUUCAUCCACGGGUUCCGGUACACGACUCGUGCAGUCCACCGCCUGCUGGAGAACCGUCACCACGGUGUCCCCUGGCCAGCCACAGCCUCCCCCAUCACACAGCUGACCAAUGCCAUCGUCAGGCGGGUGAACGAGGCCUCGGGCCUCUACCAGAUGUUCAGCGUCCUGGCUGACAUCGUGCUGCUGAGAGACAAUGCCACCACGUUUGAGUACCUGGAAGAGUACCCGGUUGGAGUCCUGCCUGAGCUGGAAGUGCAGACGGGGAGGAAGGCUCCCAGUGGGCUGUUUGUCAUCAUCAUGGAGUAUGGAAGGAAUUUCUCAGGAGCUGACAAGGAUGUCUUCUACUACAACCGAGCUGUGGGAGAGGCACAGCACGCCUGGCAGUCCAACUUUUUGCACCCUGUGAUUUACUAUUACAAACACCUCCCAACAGAGCAUGAGAUGAAAGCCCGGCCCCCAGACUGGCCCCUCCCACGCCCGGCUGCUGUCCAUCACAUCGUGGAGGAUUUCCUGACGGACUGGACGGCCCCCAACGCUCACAUCCUGCCCCUCAGGCGCUUUCUGGAGAACUGCCUCGGCACCGACCUGCGCUACUUCUUUGCAGAAUCCUGUUUCCUGUUCGCCUUCACCCGCCAGAAGCUGCCUCCCUUCUGCCAGCAGGGGUACGUGAGGAUGCAGGGGCUGGUGGGGAGCGAGGGGCUCCGGCGCCACGCCGUGGAAGCUGGCCUGCUGGAGGAUCACACUCCCACAGACUUUUUGGGCAGCAGACCCCCUGGCAGUCAGGAGGGGUCAGGGGACCAGCUGCUGAGAAAUCGGGUGAUCGCUCUCCGCCCGCUGCAGCCCCUCGCCAGCGCCAGGGAUGAGCUGUGA